AUGGCGUCCACCAUCUCCUCCGUAAGCCCAAUGCAAGCCAGCAUCGAAGCAGCAACAAACCACCUAUCCUUCGACCCAGGCCGUCUCCUUGUCCCCCCCGAGACCUGCCUCUCCUCCCUCCUCAAGCAAACCCUCACCCAAUUCACCACCACCUACGCCCUCCCCGACAGCCUUCAAGCCCUCCUCCUUUCCCAGCCCUCCAGCCUCGACCGCAUCCUCAACUCCAUCUUCGACACCUCCUGCCUCGCCUUCGUCACCGACAAGGAAUUCCGCAUCGAGGCCGGGCUAGACGACCACGACAAGGUCACGCUGUUCGUGCAAGCCGUUGCGGGGAUGGCGAUGGUUUUUGAGCGGCUUUUGCUUGCUUCUUCUUCUUCUUCUCGUUCUUCUUCCUACGCAAACUCCAGGUCAGAAGACCUGACGACCUGCCUCUUCUCAAGGGAACUGCAGCUCUUUGCCGAGAGCGAGCAGCGCCGGACGAUGUUAGAUCGCGUCGGCGGGACGUCCCUGUUGAGUCAUUGCUAUACCAAGGACGAGCUGGUGAGCUUUGUGGUGGCGACGGUGGAGGAUCGGGUGCCGCACCCGAGACAUGCGGAUGGGAGUAGUCUGCUUCCGCUGAAUGCGGUGGGCGAGGAUUUGUUGAGCGAUAGUGUGGCGUGGGUUAGUGAUCGGAGUUGUAAGAAUAUGGGGUUGCCGUGGGGUUUUACGAUUAUGGCGCUGAACUGA
Messenger RNA from Neurospora tetraspora, 726 nucleotides. RefSeq lists its product as uncharacterized. Bases 1 to 726 code for a protein of 241 amino acids. The transcript is spliced from 2 exons. The record is from RefSeq and is a predicted model, not a curated record. Lineage: Eukaryota; Fungi; Ascomycota; Sordariomycetes; Sordariales; Sordariaceae.